UGUCUUUUGGUCGUGCAAAUGCACAGCGGGGCGCCUGUGAUUCACACGCUGAAGUAUUUCUACACUUCGUCCUCUCAAGUUCCAAACUUCCCAGAGUUUGUGAUGGUUGCUUAUGUUGAUGAAGUCCAGGUGGUUCACUAUGACAGCGAGAGCAAGAAAGCAGAAGCCAAACAGGACUGGAUGAACCAAAUCACAGAAGAGGAUCCAAACUACUGGCAGAGAAACACAGAGAACUGGGUUGUUGCUGAGCAAGUCUACAAAGUCAACAUUGAAAUUCUUAAGAAGCGUUUCAACCAAACUGGAGGUGUUCACAUUGUCCAGUUGAUGUAUGGAUGUGAAUGGAAUGAUGAGACUGAUGAAGUUAAAGGUUGGCAUCAGGAAGGUUAUGAUGGAGAAGAUUUCAUGUCGUUGGACAUGAAGACAUGGACAUAUACUGCAGCAAAACAACAAGCUUUCCCCUCCAAACUCAAGUGGGACCAGGACAUACUUAGACUAGACCACCUAAAGUAUUACUACACUGAGGAUUGUCCUUCUUACCUGAAGAAGUAUGUGAAGUAUGGCAAGGAGGUCCUAAUGAGAACAGAGCUUCCAGAGGUGUUCCUCCUCCAGAAGACGCCGUCCUCUCCGGUCACCUGCAUGGCGACAGGUUUCUACCCCGACCUAGCCGACCUGUUUUGGAGGAAAGACGGCGAGCAGAUGUUCGAGGACGUGGAGCACGGAGAGCUGCUCCCCAACCACGACGGAACCUUCCAGAUGUCGGUGGAGCUGAAAGUGGAGGUGACGGCCGACGUGGAGGGCAAGUACGAAUGUGUGUUCCAGCUGUCUGGCGUCGAGGAGGACUUGGUCACCAAGCUGGAGAGAAGAAGCAUCCUGAGCAACGCAAGCCAUGAAGACCACUGGAGCAUCGCCCUCUGUACCACGGCGGCGGUCGUGGCUGUGGCGGCCCUCCUGGCGGCCAUCUUCCUCGUCAGGCGACACAGACAAGAUCCACAGAGACAGAGCACCCACUCUUACAUAGAAACACAGCGUGGCGUGAGGAAAAAGUCCAUUUCACCUUUUGUUUCUCUGUCAUUUCAGCCCAAUACGAUCCAGCUCCUCGCCACGGCGGGGCCGAGCUCCCCGAGGACAUGCCGGCUGAAGGCUGAGUGGGACACGAUUCUUCUUUGGCUGUUGGUGGCUUUCUUUGAAUCACCGCUGCUUGUGAUCAAUAUCACAUUGUGUCACAUCUCUGUCAAUAAAUUCCGUUUGUUGUCCGCCACGGGCAAGACCAAAAAGCUGCCGAAGAUUGUAGACCCGCACAAGACCGGAAUGGACUACAAGACCAUCAGCUUGACCAACUGCAGGAGAUGUUUCGUCCUGAGGAAGAUGGCUACCCACCAGCUGCAGCCAAUGAGGGGAACUCCUUUGAAGUCACAUGACAGUCCCUCCCAGCCACAACACUUCCUCAUUCUCCACCAAUCACCUUUCAGACACGGCUGGUAUACUUUUCGGCCACCGGGUGGCGGUAGAGACUCCAUGUUUUACCUGAAGAAACCUUACUUCUGA
This is a messenger RNA of Entelurus aequoreus (snake pipefish), 1545 nucleotides long. RefSeq names its product class I histocompatibility antigen, F10 alpha chain-like. Gene Ontology annotation, cellular component: external side of plasma membrane. The transcript is spliced from 10 exons. The record is from RefSeq and is a predicted model, not a curated record. Bases 19 to 1545 code for a protein of 508 amino acids. NCBI's taxonomy places the organism in Eukaryota, Metazoa, Chordata, Actinopteri, Syngnathiformes, Syngnathidae. Gene Ontology annotation, biological process: immune response.